CUCUGUCACACUGGUCUUACAACUAAAGAAUCUGCGUCGUACAUUGCGAUUAUGGUAUGGAAACGUUCAAGAAAUUCUAAGCUGCAGACUGCGUUUUACACACUGCGGUUUACAUUUCCAGGGGAAAUUGGCGAUUUCUUGGAGGCCAUUACAUUAUGUGAUCGUGGAAUGUGAUGUUAAGGGGACUAUCAUCUAUGACAAAGGAAAUCGCUACGAAAUUGAUCACGCCAUUCAAAAGCUCUGCAAUUUCACCUGCAAGUUGUACGAAAGAUACGAAGUUGAAAUUCCUGUCGACAAUACGUACGGGAAGGAAAUAUUAAACGGUAGCUGGAAUGGGAUGAUAGGAAUGAUCCUUGAAAGGGCUGAUAUUGCUGUGGGUGUUUGGAGCUUGGAGGAGCUUCCACGAUCGCAAUUGAAGUGGGCUGUAGUGAAGGGAACGGCUCUCGAAUCGCCCUUUAUCGAAGCCACAACUGGAGUUUACAAGGCAAUUGGAGAAGGAUUGUUAACGCAUCCCGAAAACCGCGUUAGCUCGGGAAUAGAUGCAAUUAAGCGUGUUAUAAAUGGAAGCUACGCUUAUAUAGAAGAAAGAUCGUAUCUUAAGGCUAUCACAGAGCAGGAUCAUGCCCAGACGGACAAAUGCCGGUUCAGUUUCGUCAAUCAGGUAUUUUUCAAAGUCAAUUUUGCCUUUGCUUUGCCAAAAGCCAGUCCGCUGAAACCUGUUUUGGAUAAAAAGAUUUUGCAAAUGAUAGAAGCAGGUUUGGGAAAGUAUUGGAAAAAUGUUUAUUGGCCGUCUUCUGGUGCUGACGAAUGUGGAAUUGCUAAACAAUCUGAAGGAGCUAAAAGUCUAAAACUUGCAGAUUUGCAGGGCGCUUUUCUAAUUUUGGCUAUCGGGUGGGGAUUAGCGUUUUUUUAUUUUUAGCCGAGAAGUAUACCUCUCUGUCCCUCAAUGUUUUCGUAACUAGAUUUUUUAUCAACGCAUUUCUAUGAAUAGCAAAGAAGGUAGAAAGUUAGAAUGGUAAAUUACGUUCUAGAAAGGACAUUUUGGCCGUUGAAAUGUUAAAUGUUUUCAUGUUUACGACCGCUGAGUUAAUCGAUAAUAUUUGGAAAUAACGAAAGUGGUAUUUUAAAA
Messenger RNA from Daphnia carinata, 1129 nucleotides. RefSeq lists its product as uncharacterized. Bases 338 to 919 code for a protein of 193 amino acids. The transcript has 8 exons. The record is from RefSeq and is a predicted model, not a curated record. Lineage: Eukaryota; Metazoa; Arthropoda; Branchiopoda; Diplostraca; Daphniidae.